Brassica napus (rape) is the source of this 9222-nucleotide messenger RNA. RefSeq lists its product as uncharacterized. Gene Ontology annotation, molecular function: nucleic acid binding; zinc ion binding. Bases 780 to 1799 code for a protein of 339 amino acids. NCBI's taxonomy places the organism in Eukaryota, Viridiplantae, Streptophyta, Magnoliopsida, Brassicales, Brassicaceae. The transcript has 4 exons. The record is from RefSeq and is a predicted model, not a curated record.
UAAAUAGGACUUGUAGUUCUCUUGAAACAAUAAUAAUAUGAAACACAAGUUCUAUAAUCCCUCUCUCUCUCGCUUUACUACACACACAUAAAGACAUCUGAUCUCUCUUACUUCUAUCGAUCAAACACACAUAUAUAAAUAAUAAAUAUAAGUUCUAUUUCCUAAGUUAUAUUAUACAACACGUUAUCAGUACGAAACUCUGACCAACUGAGCACGAGCUCUCAUAUACCAGUGAAGUCUAUCAAUCCGGAAGCUCUAACCAACCGAAACUUAUCAAUCCGAAAAUUCUUAAACCAGCUGAGGUAAUGUUUAAAUUUAUGUAUUUCCAUAUACUAAAUUUAUUUAAAUUUUAUUAUUUUUCCGGAGUGAGAGGCUAGGCCUUCUCCAUUUAUUUUUCGGGAUGAUAGGCACUGCCUUUCCUGACUAAUCGUUAUGGUAGGCUAUGCCUUCACGAUCAGAGAAACACGUGGUAGGCUUUGCCUCCGUGAAUAAAAAGAAAAUGUCAAAAAUGGUAGACUAAGUCUCCUCGGACCUUGAAAUAAGUAAAAGUCAAAAUGGUAGACCAUGUCUCCUCGGACUUUGAGAAAAUGAUCAAUAUGGUAGUCUAUGACUCCUCGGAUCAUGUGGUAGGCUAAGCCUCCCGAUUUUAUUUAUGCUAUUUAAAUUCCCGCAAUUUAAAUUUCUGCAAUUUAAUUUUUGUUUUUAUUUUAUGCCUUUAAUUUCUGCAUUUAAAUUAUGCAUUUAAAUUCUCGUAUUUACUAUGUUUAUAUUAUUAUUCUAUGAAUACAGUUAUCAUGUCGAAUUUGACAAAGCUCGAAAUUAAUUCCCUGGAUAUUACGGGAAAUAAUUAUAUGACCUGGGCAGUGGGUGAAAAAAUGCACCUGAGAGGAAACAGGCUUUUGGAAACCAUCGAUAGUUCAAAAACGGUGUCGGAUGAGAAAAAGACAAAAGCCAUGAUAUUUUUACGACACCACAUCCAUUAUGGUUUAAAGGAUGAAUAUAUUACGAAAGAGGAUCCUUGUGACCUCUGGAAAUCUUUAAAAGAGAGGUUCGAUCACCAGAAAUAUGUGAUCUUACCGAAAGCUAAACACGAGUGGAUCCAUCUCCGGUUACAGGAUUACAAAAGUGUUUGUGAGUUUAAUUCCGCGAUGUUCGGAAUUACUUCGAGGAUGAUGUUAUGUGGAGAGAAAAUAAGUGAUUAUGAUAUGAUCGAGAAAACUCUCUCCACGUUCCAUCCUGAAAAUGUAAUCAUGCAGCAACAAUACCGAGUGAAUGGAUAUACCCGUUAUUCGGAGUUGAUGCAAGUCCUCCUUGUAGCGGAGCAGAAUAAUCAACUCGUGAUUUUAAACCAUCAAGCUCGUCCCACUGGAUCUGCUCCAUUCCCGGAAGCGAAUGUUGCAUCAUCCAGUUAUGAUAAUAGGAGAGGACGAGGUCGUGGACGUGGUGGAAACCGUUAUCAUGGUCGUGGAAGAGGAAUAGAAAGAAGAUUCCGUCCCUAUGAUGAAAGAGAUAACAAGAACUUCCACGAAAAUGAAAGGAAUGAAAAGGACCGGGAUAAUAAAAGGCAAACAGGAAAGGUUUGCUACAGAUGCGGCAUGAAAGGUCAUUGGGUACGUAGUUGUCGUACACCAAAACAUUUAGCCGAUCUGUAUAGAGAAUCCCAAAAGGGAAAAGAGAAAGGAAGAGGUGAAACAAACUUCAUCUCUGAUGAACCCGGGCCUUCCAUUCAUGGUUUAAACGAUGAUACUCAUCUCGACGUAUCAGACUUUCUGGUUGAGCCAGAGAGUAUCGAUGAGUGAUAUAAAUCGAUGUGAUAUAAGUAGACUGUAUUAUAGUAUCUAUAUCUUCUGUUGCAAGAUAUAUGUUAUGUUUGUUAUGUUUCAUGUUUAAUAAUAUAUGUUUUAUAUUCAGAAAAUGCCAAAUUUUGAGACAAUGAAUGGAGAUUUGUGUUUGGCAGAUAGUGCGUCAACGCACACGAUAAUUAAAGAUAAGAAAUAUUUCUCUACUCUCAAAAUAAGAGAUUAUGCUGAAAGCGUAAGUACAAUAUCUGGUAAUGCAAAGAUUAUUAUGGGCUCUGGAAGAGCGAAAUUUUCAAUGCCAGGGGGUACGAUAUUUGAAAUAAAUGAUGCAUUGUAUUUCCCCGAGUCUCAUAGAAACUUGUUAAGUUUUAAGGAUAUCCGAAGAAUGGAUAUCAUAUUGAGACUAUGAGUAAAGAUGGCAUUGAAUUUCUUUGCAUUAAGUCCGAGAGGAAACAUAUAUUGGAAGAGUUAAGAAUGUUAUCCUUUGGACUAUAUUGUACGAAAAUAACCAUGACCGAGUCCUAUGCCGUGGUAAACAUGAAGUUUACUGAUACAUUUAAAAUAUGGCAUGAGAGGCUAGGACAUCCUGGUUCAGUCAUGAUGAGAAAAAUAGUGCAAAAUUCAAAUGGUCAGCCGUUGAAAAACGGAUUUUUUUUGCAAACGGGCGAGUAUACAUGUAAUGCAUGUUCUCAAGGAAAACUUAUAACUCGGCCAUCACCAGCAAAAGUAGGCAAUGAAUCACCAAUGUUUUUAGAAAGAAUACAUGGUGAUAUGUGUGGGCCGAUCCACCCACUGUGCGGGAAGUUUAAGUAUUUCAUGGUGUUGAUUGACGCAUCUAGUAGAUGGUCAAGUGUGUCUCUUUUGACGACACAAAAUACGGCUUUCGCAAAGUUCAUUGCCCAGAUAAUAAAGCUGAGAACGCAGUUCUCAGAAUAUACCAUUAAGAAAGUAAGGCUUGAUAAUGCUGGUGAAUUUACAUCGCAAGCCUUUGAUGAUUAUUGUAUGUCAAUGGGGAUUGAUGUUGAGCAUCCAGUUCCCCAUGUGCAUACACAAAAUGGCAUGGCUGAGUCAUUGAUAAAACGGUUGCAGUUGAUUGCAAGACCGUUAGUCUUGAGAACAAAGCUCCCAAUUUCUGUAUGGGGUCAUGCUAUAUUGCAUGUGGCUGCACUGGUUCGGUUAAGACCGAGUGCAUAUCAUAAGUACUCCCCAUUACAAUUGGCAUCUGGGCAAGAGCCAGAUGUAUCCCAUCUCCGUGUUUUUGGGUGUGCGGUCUAUGUUCUGAUAGCACCGCCACAAAGAACAAAAAUGGACCCACAAAGGAGAUUGAGAAUAUAUGUGGGCUAUACGUCACCAAGUACAAUAAGAUAUCUGGAACCGGUAACUGGUGAUAUGUUUACGGUAUGAUUUGCCGAUUGCCAUUUUAAUGAGGAUGAAUUUCCAGCGUUAGGGGGAGGAAUUAGUAGAAUUCCUAAAGAGAUUACAUGGUGUACACCAUCGUUGUUACACCUUGAUCCCCAUACGAAUCAAAGAGAGCUGGAAGUUCAGAAAAUUGUGCAUUUGCAUAAUUUGACAAACCAAUUACCAGAUGCGUUCACAGGUACGAGAAGGGUGACGAAAUCAUGUGUACCGCUGAAAAUGUUCCAUCCAGAGUUGAUGUUCCUAAAGAACAAACUGAUGGAAAUAAAAUGAGUGAACCUCGAGUUCAGUUAAAGAGGGGAAGGCCAACAGGUUCUAAAGAUAAAAAUCUCCGAAAGAAAAAGAAAUUGGAUGAGCAAAAUAGUAAGGUUCCAGAAGAAUCUGAUAUUGAAAGAUGUCUGAAAGAAGACAUAAAUGGAAAGGUUUUAGAAUAACCUGUUACUGAUAAAUGUCUGAAAGAAGACAUAGAUAAAGAUGAUCUAGAUGACGAGAAGGGAACAGAAAAGUAUGAGAUUUCCAUCAACUAUGCCCGAGAUGAAAAAUUAUGGAUCAGAAAUAAGAUAAAAAAUGUUGAUGGAAUGUUCUCCUUUUCUGUGUCCAAAGAGAUCGAUCAUGAAAAUGAUGAUCCCGAUCUAAGGUCCAUUUUGGAAUGUCAGAAAAGACAUGAUUGGGAGGAGUGGAAGAAGGUCAUUCAAAUUGAAUUACUCUUCCUAAAUAAAAGAAAUGUCUUUGGACCUAUAGUCAUAACGCUUGAGAACGUAAAUCCUGUUGGGUAUAAGUGGGUAUUCGUGAGAAAAGUAAAUGAGAAAAAUUAAGUAACACGAUAUAAAGCCCGAUUAGUUGCCCAAGAUUUUUCUCAGAGACCGGGAAUUGAUUUUGAGGAAACGUAUUCCCCGUAAUGGAUGCAAUUACGUUUAGAUUUUUGAUGAGCCUAACGGCGUCUAAAAAUCUUGAAAUGCAUCUCAUGGACGUUGUGACUGCAUAUUUGUAUGGAUCAUUGGAUGACAAUAUAUAUAUGAAACUCCCUGAGGGAUUGAAAAUGCCCGAGACAUUGAAAGAAAAAUCCAGGAUGAUUUGUUCGGUCAAGUUACAGCGAUCACUAUACGGAUUAAAGCAAUCCGGACGCUACAAUCGCUUAAGUGAAUAUCUUUUGAGUAAAGGAUAUGUGAAUAAUGCGAUAUGUCCAUGCGUUUUUAUAAAGAAAUCGUUAUCUGGCUUUGUGAUCAUUGAUGUAUAUGUAGAUGACCUCAACAUAAUUGGAACUCAAAAAGAGGUUGAUGAUGCUCGAACUCAUAUGAAAGAGGAGUUCGAAAUGAAAGAUCUCGGCAAGACAAAGUUUUGUCUUGGGCUCCAGAUUGAGCAUCUCCGAGAAGGAAUAUUUGUGCAUCAAUCAAAUUAUACGAAAAGAUUAUUGAAACGCCUUUAUAUGGAUAAAGUGACUCCUUUGAGUACUCUAAUGGUCGGUAGAACUCUCGAUGUUGAGAGAGAUCCUUUUAGGCCCUGUGAAGAUAGCGAGAAAAUAUUAGGUCCUGAAGUACCUUAUAUGAGUGCUAUCGGUGGGCUGUUAUAUCUUGCAAACUGUAUCAGGCCUGAUAUUGCCUUUGCUACUAAUCUAUUAGCAAGAUAUAGCUCUGCUCCUACUCGCAGGCACUGGGACGGAAUAAAACAUGUAUUCCGUUACCUCCAAGGUACAGUUGAUUUAGGAUUAAUUUAUUUUAGAAAACUCGAGUUUGGUAUAGUUGGUUUUGCAGAUGCAUGAUACUUAUCAGAUCCUCAUAAGGCUCGAUCACAAACCGGCUAUAUUUUUACGAUUAGUGGAACCGCGAUCUCUUGGCGGUCUCACAAACAAACCCUAGUUGCGAUAUCUUCGAAUCAUGCAGAAACUAUUGCGCUUCACGAAGCAUGUCGAGAAUGUGUAUGACUUCGAUUAAUGAGUCACCACAUACAAGAAUCAAGCGGAAUAGUCAUCGAGAAAGAGCCGACAAAAAUAUUUGAAGAUAAUUCGGCUUGUGUUGCUUAACUCAAGGAAGGCUACAUUAAGAGCGACAGAACAAAGCACAUCCCUCCAAAAUUUUUCUCGUACAUAAGGGAGCUCGAGAAAAAUAAAGAAGUGGACAUCGAGUAUGUACAGUCAUGCGAUAAUCCAGCUGAUUUGUUUACAAAAGCUCUUCCGACUACAACAUUCCGAAAACAUGUCUAUGGUAUCGGAAUGCGACAUUUGCGUGACCUGUGACAAGAAAUCUAUGUCUACUAGUCUCAGGGGAGAUUACGGCAGUGUAUCUUUUUUCCUUGUCAUGGUUUUUGUCCCAAUUAGUUUUUCCGUGACUAGGUUUUUAACGAGGCACUACGUAAUACAUAUAAGAUGGAUGAUCAAGGGGGAGUGUUAUAAGAUAAAGGUUGAAAAGUCAAUGAUCAUCCAUCAAGUCUUGUCUUUAUAUGGACAUAAAUAUCUGUCCAUCUUAUAAUAUUAUUUUGUCAAAUAUCUGUAUGUUAAACCGAUGUGAAAGUAGUAUAAAUAGGACUUGUAGUUCUCUUGAAACAAUAAUAAUAUGAAACACAAGUUCUAUAAUCCCUCUCUCUCUCGCUUUACUACAAACACAUAAAAACAUCUGAUGUCUCUUACUUCUAUCGAUCAAACACACAUAUCUUAUACAAUAAAGUUGGCUUGAGUCUCUCCUCCUGCGUCCACGUCAUCAGGGAGGAGGGGGAAAAUGAUGACACGUCAGCCUCUCUUUUUCCUUUUGUUUCUGAUGCUUGGGGACUAAAGAUUCUCCGCUUGUGGCCUAUCAAACAUUUGGCCCAUUGAUCGUUUGUUUAAUAAAAUCAGACCUGGUCCAGAUUUCUUCUUACUAUCUUUUGUGGGCGUGGGCCCUGACUCAAGCAGCGUACUUUUUUUCUGCGUCAUCCUCUCCAAAACCCUAAUAUCAAUUUUCUUGGCAGAGAGAAGGAUAGAGUAACGGCUGCAAAUCACUUUAAGUGCACACCAUUAAUCUUCAAAUUCAAUUUCAGUAAACCCGAGAACCCACUACUUCUCAUUACCAUUCUCUUCAGCUUCUUCACAAUCUCAUACCUAUAAAAAUGCAUCUGCGGCGCCAUACAGAGAUGAACCUUGAAGAACAAUGGCGACUUCCAAGAUAUCACUUUCCGAAUUGAAGCCCGGGAGUUGCAGUCGAACCGUUGUCUUACGCUUCUCCGUUUUUGGAAGCUAUAAAUGUGAAGAAAGGUGAACUUACAUCGACAUGCUGCUUUUGUAUGAUAAGUUAGUAUUUCACUGAUUUUGUUUUGUUAUUGUUGUUACUUCGUUUCCUUUUUUAUGGGUCUCAUUUUUCACAUAAUCUCUUCUUGCCUACAUGCAUUUUUCAUCCAAGCCUCAGUAACGGUCCAUCGCCUAAACACAUUCAGACAACCUCUUAGGGAGUGAGCUAUAUAUGAGCUUAGUGGAUUUAAUGUGAAAAGAAGCAACAACGAUUUCAAGCUUUUAGAUUCAAUCUUUGCGAUCUGACUCCACGAGUUUACUAAGUUGGUCAAAGUCCAUGCUGUUGCUAAUCCCAUCCCAACUGAGAUGUUCAUGUUCCGUAAGCUCGAGCAAGUGAUGGCGUUGGCAAAUACAAAUGUCGAGUUGUAGGUACACUUCUAUUUUGUAGCUUCUGUUCUCAGUAGUUGAAUAUUUAGACAUCUCAUGCCAGCGACAUCUUCUCUUUCAGACAUCAUUGGUGAGAUUUGCUAGACCAUGAAAACAUAUGAUGAUCAAAGCCAUACGACUCAAUGUGUGAUGGUGAACAUCCAAGUUGAUAAGUAAUAUCUUUCGACACAGACUAUUGAAUAUUUUUCAUGCAUUUUAAUCACCACUCCUGCUAAUCUAUAUAUAAACUAUGUACUUCCUGGGCAGGGACAUGAUUGUUUGCUUAAGCGUUUUUGACAGCCUUACUGAACUCCUUCACAAGAGACUGGAAAGUGGUGUCUGCCAGCCUAGAGUGAUGAUGUGACCAGCAAAAACACCAAGUUUGUAGGAGAUUGUGUGCCACAGCCGGUGGUGACUCCACCAAUGUGACACAGUAAGGUGUUGUCACUGUUUCAUUAGCGGAGUUGACAACCUACUUUCUGGAGUCUCCACCACAAGCAGGUUAUUGAGUUUCUAUACACAACCAAAGUUUUAUAGGAACUACAAACAGAUGGUGCUACAUCUCAUGUGCCAAGUGUUUCAGAAAACUCCUCCGUGAAAUUUCCUAACGCAAGUGCUGUUAAUGUUCUCAGGUUCUCUCCUUAAGCAUAUAUAUCUUAAACCUCUUAAUAUCACAUAAGUCCUUUAAUUAUUUGAAACUCACUACUUUCUUUGAAUUGGAACAUUGAUGCUUUAUAAGGUACAGCCGGUGAAGAUUCGGCUGUAUUGUAGCAUCUGACGCAGCUAUGUCUAAGGUGACAAAUGUCAGGGCUGUAGAGGUUCCUCAUCCAAUGGGACAAGGUGAGGAGCAAGACCCAAGGAACCCAUCCAAAAAAGCAUGGACUUAGUUUCCUGCAUUGAGCACUAUACAGGAACAUAGCCAUCGGUUUCUCCCAUGCAUUGGUUAAUUGAACUCACUUUAUGUUUUCCAAAUAAGGGUUAAGAAACUUGGUCCACCAUCUAAUUCAAGAUUUCUCUCCCUUUUGGUUCGGUUACUUAGUAAACAUUUGGAGUUGUUAAUUUUACAUAUAUAUAUUAUCUAUAUGCAAGCACUCUUACCCAAAUACACACUCGAUAUGAAAAAAAAAAAAUAUAUAUCCAUUUACAUUAGAUUUUCGUCAUGUUUAGUCAAAAAGACAGAUCACCUAAAGGAAAUCAACUCCAAAUGUUUACUAUAAAGGAAAUCAUACUUCAGUAAUUUACAUAUAAAGGAAAUCAAGUCUCUUCGUAGCCUAACUCUAUUUUUUCUUUAAUGUAAGACUCUAGAUUCGUUUAGAACGACAAAGACUAGACGAUAAAGACUAGAGAUUACUCUCUUCUCACUUACUGAACGAUAAAGACUUACACAUUACUCUCUUCUCACUUACUGCUACUCAUUUUUCCUAUAGGACCCGCAUCAUUUUUACCCAAAAAUCACGCCAAAAACCUCCAUUAACAUACUUUGAUUAUGUAGGUUUCCCCAUGAUAUCUGGAAAUAAUAACAGGUAAAAGUUUUCGACUUCAUGUCUACACUUGGGAUGCAAGUAAACUGGAGUUAAAUUACAAAAAAAAAAAAUCAGCAAAAAAAAGUAAACUGGAUUUUAGAACCAGUGCCAUAGCAAUUGGAUGGCCCACGUCUCUGAUUGUACUCUAAGUCCAACUACUCCCAAUAUUCGUUGUUGUUAAUAUUUAGUUAUUUACUACUGCAGUUACCCAUCGAUUGGUAGCAGCUGUGCCUAUGUUUACCUUAAAUUAGUAAUGUUCACUAAAAACAAUAAUUCGACCCUCUCUUAACCCAACCAUCCAAACCUUACUUCCGUCACUUAUAAUCUUUAUCAAUGAUCAAAGCAUUCGGUGAUUAACUUUCAUGUUCGUUAUGUUCCCUAAUAAAAACUCUCUUAGCGCUUUUAUCCCUAAUAAAAACUCUCUUAGCGUUUUUAUCCCAUACUCUGAAGCAUCAAACCUUGCUUCUUUUAACUCGGCUUACAUAUGAUCUUCACAAAAUGACAUGCGUACGUCGCCUAAAUUUUAUAACAAACCUGUAAUACAUCGCCUAAAUUUUAUAAGGAACCUGCAACUCUUCGUUUUUUGCAAACUAACAUGCAACCAUUCGUUCAUGCACGUUCCUGAUUAUUAUUUAUAACAUAGAAGAAGAUGGUUGGAAUUAUGUAUAUGCUGACAUAUUUGUGUGUUCUCUGCAUAUUAGAAACUGAAUAGUAACAAAAUGUGUAUAUGUAUAAUAUGGAUAUUUUCGACGUUAUCAUUCAAAGCCUUAAUCUCACAAACUCAAUAACACAAAGUUAGAAAGCCCGCGCGAAGCAAAUAAUUCUAGAUUAGUCAAAAACAAAUAAUAUUUAGUUAAGGAAA